Molecule: messenger RNA, 381 nt
Organism: Prorocentrum cordatum
Lineage: Eukaryota; Dinophyceae; Prorocentrales; Prorocentraceae
Source: the annotation of a GenBank genome assembly
AUGUUGCAGGAGGCGGAGAAGUAUCGCGCCGAGGACGAGAGCAAUAAGGCGAAGAUCGAGGCGAAGAACGGCCUCGAGAACUAUUGCUUCACCAUGCGGAACACCCUGCAGGAGGAGAAGCUCAAAGAGAAGUUCGAGGAUGGAGACAAGGAGAAGAUCGAGAAGGCGGUGCAGGAUGCCCUCGACUGGCUGGACAAGAACCAGCUGGCCGAGAAGGAUGAGUUUGAGGCCAAGCAGAAGGAGCUGGAGGGCAUCGUCAACCCCAUCAUGAUGAAGGUGUACCAGGCCGCCGGCGGUGGUGGAAUGCCGGAGGGCGGCAUGCCGGGCGGCGGGGCUGCCCCCGGCGGCGGCGCGGGGCCCACCGUGGAGGAGGUGGACUAA